This is a messenger RNA of Lottia gigantea (owl limpet), 7646 nucleotides long. RefSeq lists its product as hypothetical. The record is from RefSeq and is a predicted model, not a curated record. Lineage: Eukaryota; Metazoa; Mollusca; Gastropoda; Lottiidae. The transcript has 15 exons. The coding region runs from base 1 to 6282 and encodes 2093 amino acids. Gene Ontology annotation, molecular function: protein binding.
AUGCCAGCAAUCACAUCUGUUUUGCCAUCGAUUUCAAUGCCGGACAAUAAUUCAGGAUGGAAUUUAAAAACUGUAUCAAAGAGACCCAAAUCUCGUAAAGUGCGUUUAAAAAGGAUAAUGGAUGUUAAAGCCACCAAUAAAAGAGUUAUAAAACUGAUUCAGCUAGCAGAUGAAGGUAGGAAGAGAAGUAAUGUUUUACCACCAUUAGAUACAGAGUCUAGUUUUUACAGAACACCACGGAAAGGUGGUUCACUGCACAACCUUAACGACGAGUUAGCUGAUGGGGCUUUACAAAGAAAAUAUAAGAAAAUUAGUAUCGAUUUAGACAGAAAAAUCGUUAACCAUCUAAGACGUAAAUUAAGUAGAAGAAUAGAACAGAGAUAUAAUGAAAGUGAUGAAGAAAAUCAAGAUGCAGAAUAUUUUUUAAAACAAGCCCAAUUAAAAUCACAGAAAACUGGAAAGUCCAGUGAAAAGAGAAACAUUUUCAGUAAAUACUCAGAUAUAGGCGAGAUCAUAACUGACAAUUCCAAGUCACAAGGUCGUCGAAGCUCUUCUAUACCAAAGUCAGAAAAGUUGGAAAUAGAACAUGUGCCUAAUGGAGAAAUCGAACAAGUUCCAAAACAGCGGGAAGAGAAAAAUGAGGUGGUACCUCCAAAUGCCUCAGAACCAGAAGUUAAAACAGAACAGCUUCAGGAUAACACCGAUCCAACGCAAGAAGAUGCGGACGAACAGAUUGGAAAGGAUGGUGCACCAACAGUACUUCAUAGUGCUCAAAAGAAGAAAAGUGUCUGUGUGACUGAGGUUCCUGUUGAACAGAUGUCAGCUACAGAAACGGGUGAAUCUGUCGACGAGGACGAGGAGGUCUUCAAACUUACACAACGAAAGAAUACAGAAGUUCCCAUCGAAAAGAAAGUAGAUUUCCGCUUACUUGACAUUAGUCCUGUAACCACACCAGUAGUUUACCGACCAGAGACUCGAGAGAACACAACUCUAUCUAGUGGUACUAUGAUGAACAGAGUUUUACAGGGUUACAAUUAUAGGCGAUGUCAUCCAGAAUCUAAGAUGAUUCAAAUCUAUGUUUGUUCAGAGUUUGUGGGGACGGAAGUUGAAAGAACACAUUUGAUGGAGAAGGUAUAUCCUAAAAUAAGACGAUAUUGUCUGGAGAAAGGCUAUGAUUUUAGAGCUAUUGAUCUACAUUGGUCGUUACAAGAUGAUGUCAUAGAUGAUCAUAGAUUACCCAAACUUUGUCAACAAGUUAUAGGGGAUUGUCAAUCUGAUUCAACAGCAAUAGAUUUUCUGAUAUUAUGUGGUGAAAAAUAUGGAACAUACGUUCUUCCACCAGAAAUUCCGAAAGAUGAAUUCGAAGAAAUUUAUAACACAGCCAAAGCCUUUUAUGACGAGGAAAUGCAAUUCAUUAGGGACAAAUUGAUAGCCAUUGACUCUAAUCAAGAUGUAAAUCUAGACGCCAAAACUGAAGCAUCAAGUGAGAAUACAAAUUCCGAAACAGCAGCUACCGACGAUAAACCAAAGAUUCGAGGACGGAAGAGUGUUAUUAGAAAAGAGACCAUCAGAGAUUUGAAAGCUAGAGAAGAAGCAUUGCCCGACGUGAAAGCAUUAGAACAAUGGUAUAUUUUAGAUGAGAAUAGUGUUCCCCCUGUUUAUCGUCUACAAAACAUAAGCUCAUUUUAUAAAGAAAUACUCAAUAAAGAUACAGCAAAACGGACCCAAGCUAGACAAAACUACGGCUCUGUUAUGAAGAAAUUAUUAAAGAUAUUACAAGAAUAUGCUCCUAAAGUUCUCGAUGACCCUGAAGAUAGACGGAAAUAUUUUAUCUCUUUGUUCGAGAUGGAGUUAGAACAUGGCUUAGAAACAGACAACUCAUCACCCCACUGUCUUCUGAUACAAAGAACCAUCAGAAAUGUUAAAAAUAAUCUCGAUGACGUCACGUCCGCUAAAUAUUUGGAUGUCACUCAUCCUAGAAGUCAACAAAUGGACAAGUCGAGAGAAGAAAGGAUAGAACAUCUACGAGAAACUGUCUUGCCAAUGAAGGUUCCCGAAUCAUAUCGAACAGAGUUCAAGAUUGAAUGGUAUGGCGGAGGAAUCAACCCACAAACUAAACGAGAACAUUCAGCAUAUGUUGACAGAAUGUGCAAAGCGGUUUUGGAUACGCUAAAAAGAGAUAUUGGUACAGCAUUAGAUGACGAAGGAUCGAUGUCCAAUGAACAGGUUAAGUUAUAUGAAGAAGUUUCUCAACAUGUCGCUCAAUGUCAUCAUAGAUCCAGAAACUUUCACGGUAGGAAGGAGUUGUUGCAGACAAUAAAAGCAUACAUGAGAUCUCCUACCAAACUUCCCCUGGUUGUUCAUGGCAAAUCAGGAACGGGAAAAUCAGCAUUACUGGCCAAAGCUACCAAAGAGAUUUACAAGUGGUUUAAAGGAACGGAUAUAAGAGUGAUAUACAGGCAAAUAGCUACGACCAUGGCCUCUACCAAUAUCCGUACCUUAUUAAGAAGUAUAUGUCUACAGAUGUGUGAGAUUUUUGAUGAUAAUUCUUGUGACAUUCCUUCGGAUUUUAAAGGUAUCGUGAAUGAUUUUGGAUAUCGAAUGCAACAGGCGACUAAACAGAAGCCACUAGUUAUUGUUUUAGAUGCUCUGGAUAUGCUCUCGGAUGCCCAUGAUGGAAGAAAGCUAAUUUGGUUACCCAAAGAUGUUCCGGAUCACGUCCAUAUCAUAGUUUCUACUCUUCCGGAUGAUAAAUACCUCUGUUAUCCAAUAUUAAAGAAACAGUACGAAGGAAGCGAAAAUUGCUUACUGGGAAUUUCAGAUAUGCCUGAAAAUGAUGCCAUAACUAUCUUACAUCACUGGUUGAAUUCCCAUAAUCGGGCUUUAACAGACGAACAGUACGAAGUACUCCUAAAUGCUUUUGAAAAGUGUCCAACCCCUCUGUACCUCAAAUGUGCUUUUAACGAGUCUCUCUCGUGGACAUCGUACACAAAUCCUGAAAUGGUCAAGUUGAGUGAAACGGUUAAAAAGAUAGCCACCAUAAAAUUUGGAAGACUGGAGCGAGAUCAUGGCGAAGCGCUGGUGAAACGAGCUUUAGGAUAUAUCACUGCGUCCAGAAGUGGUAUCACUGAUCUUGAAAUGGAGGAUUUACUGUCAAUGGAUGAUGUAGUAAUGGAUGAGGUUUAUGCUUUUCAUAAACCUUGUAGUAGGCGCCUCCCACAAUUCAAAUGGGAAAGUCUAAAAGUGGACCUUGAUGACUACUUGUUGAAACGUUCCGCUGACAACACCACUACUCUAUGUUGGGCGCAUGUAGAUUUCUGUGAAGCUGCCCAAGAACGGUACUUAAAUCAAAGGGAUAAGGCGCCAUCAUACCACAAAGCGCUCGCUGAGUAUUUCAGAGGAAUAUGGGUGGAUAAGCCGAAACCAUAUGCAGGAAAUGACAAAGGUGCUGAUAGAUUGCUGUCGCCACAACCACUAUAUUUUGAACCAGAGAAUCCUAACCCAAGCGGAAGUGAUCGAGUUUACAAUUUAAGGAAGCUAAACGAACUACCAUACCACCUCCUCAGUUCACAACAAAACAGUCUUCUAAAAUCUGAAACAUUAUGUAACUUCGAAUGGAUUUUAGCUAAAUUAUGUGGUACCUCGCUUACAGCAUUACUUGAAGAAUAUCAGUUUGCUCACAGUGUUGAUGAAAAGGACUUCGACUUCAAAGCUUUAUCUGAUGCCCUCCAUUUAUCAAGCAAUGCCUUAUUAUGCGAACCAAAACAACUUGCAUCUCAACUUAUUGGUCGACUUCAUGGUAUUUUGUCAAAAGACGUUCCAGCUACUGCUGGCGAUCCUAGAAAAUAUCCAUUUCUUCACAAUCUUGUAGCUCAAGCCGAAAAUUCUUCACUCCCUGCUCUUAUUCCGUCCCAUGGAUGCCUCACUGAACCCGGGGGAAUCCUUUUUGAUCUACUCUCAGGGCACACUGAACCAAUUACGGCAGUUACGCUUACAAAUGACGGAUUCAAAGCUGUUACAUCUUCAAAGGAUGGUACUAUGAAAUUAUGGGAUUUGAGAUCAGGAAAGGUGGUGAAAACGAUAGAAAAUGUUGGUCAUCAUGUAUCAAGAAUUCGACUGGCCAUGAAUAACACAUACGCCAUUACCUCCGAAGAUAACGUCAUCAAAAUUUGGUCCAUAACCACUGGAGCCAACAUCCAUACCAUUUCUGAAUACGUUGAUCCAGCAGUUACCAUCACUGCAUCCGAUAGUUGUACACUGGUGGCAUGCUUCUAUGGUUCGAACAUGAUUAGAACCUGGGAUCUCGGUACCCUAACCUUCACCGGAGAGGAACGUAUACCAGGAAGUUGUAUCCAUAAAGAUAGAUCUAUUUUAGCCGCCGAUAAUUCACCGACAGAUAAAGUUCUUGUAGCUUUUAGAAGUGCCAACACAGCUUUAGUUAUUGGUGCCAGAUCUAAAAAGGUGCUACAAAAGUUAGUUUGCAACGAGGAGUCUUCUUCUAUAGUCGCCUUAGCUAUUACGUCAGAAUAUUUUGUUGUGGGUUGCCGACAGCAAUAUAUGAAACUCCACGAAAUUUAUCAAUUGGAACUAUUUGACGCAAAGAAGGGUUAUUAUAUAAGAAGUGUGAGAGGAUGUACUCACGAUCAACUGUCAGAAUUGCACCUGAAUCUACAUGGAUCUCACGCCAUUGCUGUUUGCACUUCGGAGAGAAAUAACACAUCCGAUAUAGCUCUGUGGAAUUUAGAAACUGAAGAUCAUAAACAUCUUGCCACACAUGCACGACUUUCUACUAUUGGGGCUUGUUGCGAUUUCCGGUUUUGCUUAACUGCAGCUAAAGACGACAACACUUUAAGAAUCUGGAAUUUAAGUAAGCAAGUAAAUCAACACGCUCCAAAAUUAAAGAAGGCAUUAGGUGUUGGUCAGAUUUUCCCUAUGAAGGAGUACCCUCGUUAUGUUGUUGCCAAAGCUGUAAACCAUGGACCAAUAAGUGUUUGGAACGUAGCCAAAGCCAAGUGCCUGCAGACGGCUGUUAGAAUUGAAAGAGGAAUGACCGAAACAUCCGACGUGGUUAUUGCUCUUAAUAGCCAACUUGUCAUUUUAACUGAUAGAGGAUUUUCAAAUGCAACCGACGAUUCCAAACCAGUUUUUCAAACAGUGCUAAUCUACAACUUGAAAACCAAACGUUAUGAAAGAAAGUUAACAAGUUGUUAUAUUGUACCCGCACCAUCUCAUGAGUAUGUAUUACUUGAUGAAAAUCAUCUGAUGGGACCAUCUGAUAACAGAACCCAUUUCGUUGUGUGGAGUUUACAAACUGGACAAGUCACUUACCGAAUCAGAACUGACUUCAAAGAAAAAGUUGCCAAAACCAAGAUGGCUAAAGGAUUAGCUCUGUUGGGAAUCGGUGGAAAUAAGAAGAAACGUGCUUCAGAUUUAUCCAUGACACCGUGGGAUCUUCGUGCUGAAUCGGAUGCUGAUCGAGAAAGGCGACACCAGAAGGAAAAGGAGCAAGAAAGAAAUCGUUUAGCUGAGUUGAAGAAAGAGAAGGAAAAUUCCAUGGAACAGUUUAUAGUCAGUGGUAAUCAGAAGAAAAUAGUCGCUUCAUUUUUCGCUCAUCAUCUGUGUGUGUUCGAUAUUCCUUCCCAGACACAUACUCAGGUCAUCGAAAAUGAACACUCGAUGAUGUUCCUGCACGUAGCAGCAUUGACAUACGAUGGAGAUCACCUUGUUCAUGCAAAUUAUGACGAAGAAAGUAAAAUCAGUUACGUUACAUUAUGGGAUUUAACGACAGGUGAAGUAAAACGUAGACUCAAAAAUGAAAGUGACGUUUGUUCUAUUGGAAUAACAGACAAUGCCAACAGAGUUGUAAUAGGAAAAUCACCCAAUGAACUUCAUAUUUGGGACCCCAUGUCUCCAAAUUCACUCAAAAAGAUCAAGGGAUAUUCUGGUCUAAAGUUUUCUAUGGGAAGCAAGAUAUUUAUCACUGAAGAGGGUCGGCGUGCUAUUGUUCUAGCGGGUGACAUAUCUGUAUGGGAUAUAGAAAACGUAUCGGUUAUGGCAGUCUUCACACCAGACACCAAGAUAAUGUGUUGUGAACUGGCUUACCACGAUAGUCUGAUAACGUUUGGCUUGUAUGAACGUUCAGAGGUGAUUAUAUUAAAACUUAUGUGUAAAGGACAACCUGUAAACAAAGUUGAAGAUUCUAAGGAUGAAGAUUUGGGUGCGAAUGUGUUUGGUGAGAAGAUUGAGUCCUCUGAUGAAGAAGACGAUGAGGAUGAAGGAUGAAAGACCAAUCUAACUGAUCUAACUUGUCCAAAUCACGACCAGCUUAUCGCUAAUAAUGAGUCUUCAACUUCGGCUUCUUUGGACUGAAUUGAGAAGGUUAAAUGUUCUCAUUGCACCUUCUCCCGUCUUGUGCUGAUUUUCGACAAGACUACAUACAUUUCUAUGAAGUAGGAGUCCACGAAAUGACUACAAUAGUGAACCUGUCUCUGAAUGAAGGCUUAGAUUAUUUCUGGUGUUCCAAUAGAAGUCAAACGUUCUUGAUGCGAAAUGUUUUUUCUGAGAUUUUUAUUAGUGUACAACGAGUGCUUAGAAUUGUCCAAAUUAAUUUUUGUUGAAUUUUUAUAGUUUAUUUUGAUAGGUGUGACUUAUAAACGAAGGAAACUGUUGUUUCGGACAUGUUACCACGCAGCAUUAUAAUGUAUCAUAUAGUUUGAUUUUUGACUCUAAUAUAUAACCAAUGCUUUAAUUCAGAAAAAAAAUUCUUUGAUUUAUUACUCAAUUCAAGAAAGCGUGACUUCCUGAUGCAAGUAUUUCUGAUCCAAAAUUUCCAUUCCAAACUGCCCACAUCAGCCAUCAGCUGACGACUAGAUUUACAAAAUCUAUAUAUAAACAUUCUAACUUUACUUUAACACGAAGCUUUUUUUGCAAUAUCCUCGAUGUUCAACGUAAAGAACAAGCGUUUUUUUUUAUGUGUAUGUUCAAUCGAACAUGUACCUUAUUUAUCUCAAAUUCCAUGUCCUUUUGUAAUCAGUGUAUUAAGUGACAUCUGCUACUUUUUUUUUUUGAUGUAUACUUUUGUCUACCAAACACAAAACGCGAACUUUUUUGGUCGAUAUAUAUGUCGUAACAUGUAGCCAAUUAGCCAACAAAAAAUUUUAGUACAAUUAAGUGACAAAUUUUUAGCUUCUAUAUAUUAUGUGUCAUGGAAGGUUAUUUGUGUAUUUUCACAUGUUUAAAUGGCAAGAGCUUCGAAGUUUUUACCUGUUUCGGUUUGGUUUUUGAAUAACCAUCAAAUACAAAGCUCUGUAUUUGGAGAAUCUUUUAAUUUCAAUGGAUUUAACUAAAAAAAAAUUUUUUUUUGCUUAUAGUUAAGACUAUGAUAUAUACAUUUAUGAUUUGACCAGGAAAGAAAUUUUCAAUUAAUCGAAUUAUACUUCUAAAUAUAAGUAAUUGUUAAUAAUUUUAAGUGUUUCCAGUUUGGAGAAUAUUUGUUAAAUCGAUCUAUUAAAUUACUUUAAGCUAGCUGUGAUAUUUUAAGAUGUUAAAUAUUGUAAAAUCUAUUUGAAUUAUAACUUAGUUAUUUUAUGGUGUUAAAUUCUAUUUUUGUAAUAUUGUUUUGUUUAUAAAAAUAUAUUUGAAAAUAU